Messenger RNA from Osmerus eperlanus (European smelt), 2251 nucleotides. RefSeq names its product T cell leukemia homeobox 2 (gene tlx2). Gene Ontology annotation, molecular function: DNA-binding transcription factor activity, RNA polymerase II-specific; RNA polymerase II cis-regulatory region sequence-specific DNA binding. Lineage: Eukaryota; Metazoa; Chordata; Actinopteri; Osmeriformes; Osmeridae. Gene Ontology annotation, cellular component: nucleus. The record is from RefSeq and is a predicted model, not a curated record. Gene Ontology annotation, biological process: regulation of transcription by RNA polymerase II; animal organ development. Bases 592 to 1752 code for a protein of 386 amino acids. The transcript has 4 exons.
CCUGCUGAAAAUCACUUCUAGACACAGUGGAACAGGACAAUCUCGUGCUUUCCCAAUUAUUAUUCAUGUAGGCUACAGAACGGUUAACACUUAAUUUAGUUUCGUCUUUUGAUACGGUGAGGUUGAGACGUCUGUGCCCUCUGUUUUUGGAGCUCGUGCAGACUGUAGAGCACCGCCAGUGUCUUCGGGAGAACUUCGGAAGUCCCCAAAUACGGAUUUAGCUGUAAGUAAUCGGAAUAACAACUUCACAUAUCACCAUUUAUCCCCGUUUUGAAUAUGCCAAAAUAAAUUUGAUGAUGCAACGGGGUGCGGGAUCUGCACUUCAUUAGCCUCCAGUAGCUGUGUACCGAUGGAUUAUCAAUAACCUAGAUAAUUCAGCCUACCAAAGCAUGAUUUCGUCUGGACAAAUAAUGGAAAGGUUUUGGAUGGUGUUUGUCACGUAGACUACGUUUCAAGUAAGUUUUCAGGCUUCAAAAAAGGAACAUUUUCGCACACGUGGGCAUCAUUUAGUGCCUGUUAUUGCGCCGAGGGAGACAUCAUCCACAUCAGAUCCUAUACUUCUACUGAAACACUGUGAGCGUCUGUGAUACAAUGAAUACAACAAUGGAACACACUGGGAUUGAAGAAGUGAACCAAACGCACCAACCGCACGAACCUAUCAGUUUUGGGAUCGACCAGAUUCUGAACAGCACGGACCAGUCGAGCAGCUGUAUGAUACCCAACCGAGCCAGCGACACGGAUUACCCAAACGUUUACACCAAUGGGUACAACAGCGUCUAUAACCCGGCUUGUUCCAUGGCUGCCGGACUGGCCGGUUCUUAUAACGUGAAUAUGAAUAUGAACGUGAGCAUGAACAUGAACGUUAACGUUAACUCCGGUAAUGCCGGAGGUGUUAUUAGGGUGCCCGCUCACAGACCGAUGCCCCCUGCGCCACACCCGCCCCCUCCUACCCACACACCUGGCCUCGGCACUGGCCUACCCACAGUGACGACAAUGCCAGGUAUGGGGAAUGCGGCGAACUUUACUUUUCCCUGGAUGGAGAGCAGCAGAAGAUUCGCAAAGGACAGAUUGACUGCGGAACAGAUAGAGGACAGCCAAGCAGGAGAAUCCGUGGGCAGGCCUGGGGCCCCCGCGUCCUUGCCCGGCCUCUGUCCCAUCCCCAAGGGAGACAUCGGCAGGGUCCCUGCCUGGAGCUCUAUGGAGACGUUAGCCAAACACUAUUACCCUGAGCUCGCUCACCUGCGAGACGCUGCAGGCCCACUUGCAGACUAUCCCUUUCGAAAGGGCACAUGUCCAGCAGCUUUAUCACCGUUUUCCGUGACUCGGCGCAUCGGUCACCCGUACCAGAACCGCACGCCCCCCAAGAGGAAGAAGCCUCGCACCUCGUUCAGCCGUGUGCAGAUCUGCGAGCUGGAGAAACGUUUCCACCGCCAGAAGUACCUGGCAUCUGCCGAGCGGGCUACGCUGGCCAAGGCCCUGAAGAUGACGGACGCGCAGGUGAAAACCUGGUUCCAGAACAGGAGAACCAAGUGGAGACGACAGACGGCGGAGGAGCGUGAGGCUGAGAGGCAGCAGGCCAACCGACUGAUGUUGCAGCUCCAGCAGGAAGCCUUCCAGAAGACCCUGAGCCAGCCCCUGCAGCAGGACCCCCUGUGCCUGCACAACUCCUCCCUCUACGCCCUGCAGAACCUGCAGCCCUGGGCCGACGACCACAAGGUGACCUCAGUCACCUCCCUGGCAUCCGUGGUCUGACUGCAUUCAGCGUGUGUGUGUGUGUGGAUGUGUGUGUGUGUGGGAAUGCAAAACAGUAUGAAGGCACAAAUAUGUAUUAAAUGUUAGUCUUAAAGGCACAACUGGGUGGGCCGUUAGAGUAACCACUCCCAUGUUGAUGGGCCAUGGAGAAGCCUGUGUCUUCAGCCUUAAGUUGAUGUUCAGAGACUGGUGGAUUACGGGACAGUCAAAACCCGUACAGUUUGUUCAGGACUGUUUGAAUGGACGUUGUCGUAUAAAGGACCUACCGUGCAUCGUUAAGGACACUGGGGAGACCUUUAAAGACAACUGCACUGUUUAUAUAUCUGUGAAGACCGCAUGUCCUCUUCUGUAGAGCACACUGCACUGUGUAAAUCUUCUCAUUAGAGACAUUUUGAGUCUGUUGAAAACGUUGUGCGUUUGUUUACACGCUAAUGAAAAGGAUGAUUUUAAUCUUCUGCUGUUGUUCUGUCAGAACUGAACAUGUCAUUUUCUUACCUUA